AUGUUUGGGAUAAAUUAUGGUGGUAAACUUGGUUUGGGCGACGCGACCAAGAAACUAGAGUUACCAGGCCCUGUCCUAAACCAAAAUUUGUCCACUGAAGCGGUUGGAGUUGUUCAACUUGCAGCUGGGGAAGUUCAUUCUGCUGCUUUAACCCACAGCAAUCGAAUCCUCACAUGGGCCGCUAAUGACGAAGGAACGCUAGGUAGAGACACAAUUGUUGAAAGUAAAAAGACCCCUAUAGAUGCUACUAGCGAUAAUGGAGAGGAAGACGAUGACGAUGACGACGAUGAGGUGGAACUCAAUCUGAAGGAAGCUACUCCGCUGCCUGUGGACUCUUCGCAUGUUCCCGAAGAUGGCACUGUUUUCACCCAGUUGGUCACAACCGACAGUGCAACCUUUGCUCUUACAAAUAAGGGUUUGGUUUACAGUUGGGGUACAUUCAGAGACAACAAUGGUACAGCUCGCUUCUCGCCCAAGUCCACGAUCCAACGAGCACCUGCCUUAAUACCUGAUUUGAAGGACGUUGUAAAACUUGUCGCAGGAGCGCAGCACGUUUCAGCCCCGAUUUCAAAUGACACCGUUUUUUCUUGGGGAAUUUAUCAUUCAUUCUCCAUCCGUAAGACUGGCCACCUGUACGCUUGGGGAUCUAACAACUUCGGACAGACCGGAGUUUUCCAGAGCGCGGGUCAAAGCGACGCCGUCAUAUCGUAUCCUACUCCAGUUCCAAGUCUAGAAAAAGGAUCAGGGAUUGUCAGCGUUACUGGUGGAAAGGAUCACAGCUUGGUUGUAACUGAGCAGGGGCAAUGUCUUGUCUGGGGUCGCAUAGAUAAUAACGCCCUUGAUAUUAUUGGUCAGGACAUCCCAACCUCUGAUAUAAUAUUUGACACCUAUAACAAGCCUCGGAUUCUCAAAGUGCCUACACCUAUAAGUAGUGUUGACGGAAAGGUUGUCUUUACCGCCGCGGGAACAGAUCAUUCUUUCGCCAUUAUCCAGGAUGGUAGAGCAUACAGCUGGGGCUUCAACGCACAACGUCAGGUCGGUCACAGAAAUGAGGAAGAGGAUGAAGUUGAGCUGCCCACACAACUCAAAAACAGACAUGUGUCCGGCAAAAUGCUUGUAUCCGUCGCCGCUGGUGGUCAGUUCAGCAUUUUCCUGCGUCUGCACGAACCCCAAGCGAAGGGCCCAUCUAAUCAACACCAAGAUCGAAUCUAUCCAGCACUAAGAAACUACCACCGCCAGGAGUCUUAUUCCGAGAGAGAUCGCCGAGAUAAUUACCGCGGUCCUUUCUUGACCCAGAUCGCUAGUAUGGCUUGA
Molecule: messenger RNA, 1314 nt
Organism: Talaromyces stipitatus ATCC 10500
Lineage: Eukaryota; Fungi; Ascomycota; Eurotiomycetes; Eurotiales; Trichocomaceae
Product: regulator of chromosome condensation, putative
Exons: 4
Coding region: 1-1314 (437 amino acids)
Cellular component (GO): cytoplasm
Molecular function (GO): guanyl-nucleotide exchange factor activity
Source: RefSeq, a predicted model, not a curated record